UUUGCUCGUGAUCUCAUAGGAAAGCGGAAGAAUGAGGGACAUGCGAAGCAUGACGAGCAAAAUCUUGGGUUUGAGAUCUCCUCAAGCACAAAUUUCCCAGUUGCAGCCGGAUUAGCGUCUUCUGCCGCGGGGUUCGCUGCGAUCGCGAUUGGCAUUGGCCGUUUAUUCAAUCUUUCAAUCACAGAAGUUUCUACUCUUGCGAGACUAGGGUCUGGAAGUGCGUGCCGCAGUGUUUCCGGUGGAUUGGUGGAGUGGUGCGCUGGUUCUGACCCAUCAGGGUGCGACUGCAUCACCAAACAAGUUUUUCCUGAAACAUGGUGGCCCGAACUACGCGCUGUUAUCUUGAUACUUGACGAUGCUGAAAAAGAAGUUGGUAGCAGCAUUGGAAUGCGUAGAACAGUGGAAACAAGCGAGUUAUUGAAGUACCGCGCAGAAAGUGUUGUACCGGAUCGAAUCAGAAGGCUGACAGCAGCAUUCAAAACCCGAAACUUCGAGGAAUUUGCUCGUAUCACGAUGGCAGAUAGCAACCAGUUACAUGCAGUUUGCCUGGACUCUUUUCCACCACUUCGAGUGAGUUAUUUCCUCAGCAGCGCAGUCCCAGUGUCAUGUGGGUUCUGUCUGAGCAGGUGA
Messenger RNA from Cylicostephanus goldi, 630 nucleotides. Lineage: Eukaryota; Metazoa; Nematoda; Chromadorea; Rhabditida; Strongylidae. The record is from the annotation of a GenBank genome assembly.